UUCUUUUAAUACACUAACCUCUCUUUUUUCGCUUUUAAGGCUUUUUAUCAAACGAGUGGCACGCAUAGCAUUGCCAAUUGGGGAAUCGAGAAACUUCACUUUUCCUUGGUUUGCUCUUUAGCUUCUUUGAUCUUUACUUUUUCUGGGUAUUUCUUAUAUUGUCGGGAAAUUGAAGAAAGAGAGAAAAAUAAGAGGAAUAUGGAUGGAGCGGAGUUGGAGUUAGAGAGGAGAAGCAAAUUCUUGAGCAGUUUGAUUCAAAAGAAGAAAGCUAUAGAACAACAAGAGCAAACUGAACGUUUUAAUGUUAAAGUCAGAGCUUCAGAUAUGCCUUUAGCUCUUCAAAACAAGGCUUUUAAAUGUGCUCGAGACCAGCUUGAUUAUAUGCCUGGAAAGCUUGAUAGUAAACGCCUAGCCCUUGCACUUAAGAAGGAAUUCGACUCAACAUACGGUCAUGCUUGGCACUGCAUCGUGGGAACUAGCUUCGGUUCAUAUGUGACACAUUCACUUGGAGGUUUCUUGUAUUUUUCAAUUGACAAGGUUUACAUUCUUCUCUUCAAGACCGUUGUCGAGCCAUUAGAUCAUUGAUGAUUUCAACAGAUUUGUGUUCUGCACACUUGUGUUGGUAACAAAUUUCCAUUUUGAAGUUACUUGUACAACUACAGAGUGCAGAAAUGAUAAACAUGUCUAUUGUUGAUCUUCCAAUAUUCAUGUUGUACUUGUCAAGUACUGAAAGUGUAAUGAAUGAUGGUUUCUGUC
This is a messenger RNA of Hibiscus syriacus, 756 nucleotides long. Its product is annotated as dynein light chain 1, cytoplasmic-like. The record is from RefSeq and is a predicted model, not a curated record. The transcript is spliced from 2 exons. Gene Ontology annotation, molecular function: dynein intermediate chain binding; dynein light intermediate chain binding. Gene Ontology annotation, cellular component: dynein complex. Gene Ontology annotation, biological process: microtubule-based process. The coding region runs from base 199 to 585 and encodes 128 amino acids. NCBI's taxonomy places the organism in Eukaryota, Viridiplantae, Streptophyta, Magnoliopsida, Malvales, Malvaceae.